Messenger RNA from Daktulosphaira vitifoliae (grape phylloxera), 1604 nucleotides. RefSeq names its product phenoloxidase-activating factor 2-like. Gene Ontology annotation, biological process: proteolysis. Bases 254 to 1507 code for a protein of 417 amino acids. The record is from RefSeq and is a predicted model, not a curated record. The transcript is spliced from 6 exons. Lineage: Eukaryota; Metazoa; Arthropoda; Insecta; Hemiptera; Phylloxeridae. Gene Ontology annotation, molecular function: serine-type endopeptidase activity.
UAGUUAAAGCUGUUUACGAAAACGAUAUGAAAAUGGAGGUAACCAGCGAACCAGUCCGGCAGUCGAUUAGUGCCUGGUGCAACAACGUGUUAACGAUUAACCUUUGACAAGCGGCUUACGCGUUUCGCUCGUACAAUUUUAUAUAUUGCAAAAAUUGUUGCAUUUUUAAUCUUAACCGAAGUAUAUUUUAUUUCACUCCAGUGUACAGAAAAUUAUCCAAUUCGUUUCUGGUAAAAUCGCUCUUUCUACGACGAUGGCGGCGUCUUUGGGGAGAAGCGCCGGCCGGAUAUUCGGUUUGACCGUCGCGAUAUCGCUUCUAUUUUUAUUUUUUGUUGAAGUUUCAUCUCAAUCUGAACAAAUCCUAACGUUGUCUGGAUCGCGAUGCAGAUGUAUUUCGUUUUUAUCAUGCUCCGCUCUUGACACUUUGGAACCAGGUUCGGGGGAGCGUGGUUGUUCUGAUGACUUAGCUUGUUGUCGGUUACCAGAUGAUGACUCGUCGGGAUCAAUCGCCAAUGAAAACUCAUCACAUAAUUCUCAUACUGAAAGUUACCAACCAAGUAAUCAUAACCAAAAUGAAUAUGAAAACCAAAAUAAUAAUCAACCACAAAAUCAAAAUCCUACUGAAAGUAAUACAAAUGGCAAUAAUCACAACAAUGUUUGGAUUAACGAAUGUGGUGUUGGAAUGCCAUCACCUUAUGCAAAUAAUUUAAGAAUUGCAGGGCCUACAGAUAAAUCAACUACAUACUUCGGACAAUUCCCUUGGAUGGUUGCUUUGCUAAAAGUUGAUAUAAAUAAGAACGAAAGAGUAGAAAACGUAUUUCAAUGUGGUGGAACAUUAAUUCAUCCAAAAGUUGUUUUGACAGCUGCUCAUUGUUUAAAUGGACAAAACCUGGAGCUAAUGAAAAUCCGAGCUGGUGAAUGGGACACGCAAAAUAGCGAAACCGAAUCUGAAAAUUAUCAUGCACAUCAAGAACGACAAAUUCAUAAGGCAUACAUGCAUUCAGAGUUCACUAACGGAUCAUUAUUUAAUGAUCUGGCCCUUCUCGAGCUCGAUUCUCCUGUUGAACUGGAUGGAUACAUAAACAUUAUUUGCCUUCCUGAGUCAUCCUCGGACUUUAACCCUCAAUCUUGUGUAUCUACAGGUUGGGGUAAAAACGGCUACGGACAAUUGGGUCAGUACCAACAUUUCCUUAAAAAGGUAGAAUUGACUAUAAUGACGAAUGAUAUAUGCCAGCAACAAUUGCGAGCGACUCGUCUUGGUCAGUUCUUCCGAUUGCAUAACAGUUUUAUAUGUGCGAUUGGUGCUAAAGGAGAAGAUGUAUGCAAAGGAGAUGGCGGUGGACCAUUGUUAUGUGCUAAGAAAAACUCACCUGAAAAGUAUAUACAAGUUGGUGUUGUAGCUUGGGGUAUUGGCUGUGGGGAUGAAAAAGUACCAGGCGUUUAUGCUUCGAUCUUAUCUAACUUAAAGUGGAUAAAAGAAAAAUUAAAACUGGCUACAGAAAAUUAACAACUUAUAAUUUAUUCUUAAUUUUAUGAUGUGACAUAUUUCUAUUAUACAUAAUUAAAUAAAAUAAAAAAUAUAUUUAAAACAUGUAAUGAAAAAA